Molecule: messenger RNA, 1023 nt
Organism: Nematostella vectensis (starlet sea anemone)
Lineage: Eukaryota; Metazoa; Cnidaria; Anthozoa; Actiniaria; Edwardsiidae
Exons: 1
Coding region: 1-1023 (340 amino acids)
Biological process (GO): DNA integration
Molecular function (GO): nucleic acid binding
Source: RefSeq, a predicted model, not a curated record
AUGCGCGGUUACGUCUUGGACAGAAUCCAUGAUGGACACCAGGGUGUAACCAAGUGCCGCGAGAGAGCACGUCUCUCCGUCUGGUGGCCUGGUUUAAGCAGAAGUAUCGCACAGAAGGUUGCGUCAUGUGAAUUCUGUUUAGUCAACCAGCCUACGCAGAGAAAGGAACCUCUAAGAACCACACCCCUACCAGAUAGACCAUGGCAGAUGAUUGCAGCAGAUCUUGCAAUGUCGGAUGGUCAAGAUUAUCUUAUCGUCACAGACUACUAUUCAAGGUAUAUUGAAAUCGCACACACUACAAAGUCACCUCAUACUACCUCCAAACGAGUGAUUGGUAAACUUAAGAACAUGUUUGCGAGAUGGGGAAUACCCCAACUAGUAAAGAGUGAUGGGGGACUUCAGUUCACAUCUAAGGAGUUCGAGGAGUUCAGUAAGGAGUAUGGUUUUACGCACGAUCCAUCGACCCCACAUUUCCCUCAAGGAAAUGGUGAAGCGGAAAGUGGAGUACGAAUUGCGAAGAGGAUUCUGAAACAAGAGGAUCCUUUCUUAGCAUUGAUAACUUAUAGAGCAACACCGACACAAGCCACAAAGGAAAGUCCUUGUAAGCUUAUAAUGGGUCGUGAAAUACGCACAAGAUUGCCUACACUAACUGAUAAUUUACAUUCAAAGACGCCAAAUCACAAAGAGGUGAGAAAAGCCGACGAGAAAACCAAGCAGAGAUACAAGAAGUCAUUCGAUGAUCGUCACGGCGUUAGAUCACUACCUGUACUCGAAAAAGGAGAUCAAGUAAGAGUCAAACUUGAUAAUGAAAAAGGAUGGAAAACACAAGGUCGAAUUGUUGCAGCAGACACUCGUAACAGAUCGUACAUCGUAGAAACGUCUAACUCAAGUCUUCUGAAGCGAAAUCGUCGUCAUUUACGUCCUUCAGCUGGGAUAGAUCAAGAUAUUAUUCCCUACGAGCUACCGGAAGAAGAGGAUGUCAAGAGCGAUGACACUCAAGAUGUUGAUGACUACAGGAGCUGA